GUCCCUCAGAUGGGAGUAGGCGAGCUGGGAUAGGCUGGGAGUUUGGUCGGAGCCGUCAGCGGGACGGAACAAGAAGGCGAAAGAAGAAGAAGAAGAGGACGGGAGGGGGGCGAGGAAAGAGGAAAGAGCAAAGGAAGGACCGAGCGGCUGCUAACUUCAGGCUUCACUGCGGCUGAAUGUCGGUGGGGGGACUGUGAGACGCUUUACCGUAAAACUGCAUCUGUUGCCGUCCGAAGGUCCGAGGAGCGAGCGGAGCGGCGCGAGGACCGAGCGGCGUCGCGACAGUGCAAAGUUUGAGAGCCGGGUUUUGACUGGUCCCAGUAGUUUUCUUCACAACCAGGAGACGUAGCAGAACAGCAGAACAGGAGGACAUCAUGCCACGGCGCACAGUGCAAGAAGUAACAGUGCAAGAUGUCCAGAAGCGAAGGAAUCCCAACAAACACUACGUUUACAUUAUCAAAGUAUCUUGGAGUGAUGGCAGUACAGAGGUCAUUUACAGACGCUACAGCAAGUUCUUUGACCUACAGAUGGAAUUGCUGGAUAAAUUCCCGGUGGAAGGAGGCCAGAAAGACCCAAAACGUAGGAUUAUUCCAUUCCUACCAGGGAAGAUCCUGUUCAGGAGAAGCCAUAUCAGGGAUGUGGCCAUGAAACGACUAAGGCCCAUUAAUGAGUACUGCAGGGCCCUCAUCCAGCUGCCAGUCUACAUCUCCCAGUGUGAGGAGGUCAGGGUCUUUUUUGAGACCAGACCGGAGGACCUCAACCCACCUAAGGAGGAACCCAUUGGAAAGAAGAAAACAGGGUUUGUGGAGAGAGCGACUACUUUCCUAAAGAGAGGAGAUUCCACCUCAGCGGACCCCCUCCUCCUGGACCAGUACGUGGCGGUGACGGACUACGAGAAGCAGGAGAGCUCCGAGAUCAGCCUCCAUGUGGGUCAGGUGGUGGAAGUGAUCGAGAAGAAUGAGUCUGGCUGGUGGUUCGUGAGCUCCGAGGACGCCCAGGGGUGGGUCCCCGCCACCUGCCUCGAGGCCCAGGACGACCCUGAUGACUUCAGUCUCCCUGGAGAAGAAGUGCCCCGGAGGUUCUGGUCACUGCCGAGGCACAUGGGCCGUCGCAGAACUUUAGGGGAUCUAUUCAGCACAGGCUUUGGGCAAGAGGAGAAGUAUUCAGUGGUAUACCCGUACUCGGCCCGGGACCAGGAUGAGAUCGACCUGGAGAGGGGGAUGAUUGUCGAGGUGAUUCAGAAGAACUUGGAGGGCUGGUGGAAGAUCAGGUACCAGGGCCGCGAGGGCUGGGCCCCAGCCUCAUACCUGAAGAAGGCUGACAUUCAGAUCCAGAAGCACUCAGCAGGUGCCGCUGCCCACGCCAGCACCAACGACCUGGAUGGGUUUUCCAGACCUCAAAACAAUGCAGCGAAAGAGAACAAAGACAACCAGAAGGAGAACAGACUGUCCAUAUUCUCUGACAACAACAAAAGUAAAGUGGGAUCCAGACACAGACCUCCUCCCCGUAGAGAUCUGACUAUUCCACGUGGAACGAGCCUCCCCAAACCACCAGUUCCUCCUCAAGUUGAAGAGGAGUUCUACACCAUAGCAGAUUUCCAGACCACCAUCCCUGAUGGUAUUAGCUUCCAGGCAGGAGUCAAAGUCGAGGUGAUUGAGAAGAAUGCGAGUGGUUGGUGGUACAUCCAGAUCGACGACAAAGAGGGCUGGGCUCCUGCCACCUUUAUCGACAAGUAUAAGAAGACCAGUAAUGCCCUGCGACCCAACUUCCUUGCCCCGUUGCCCAAUGAGAUGGAGCGACUGACAAUGGAAGAUGGAGGUUCUUCAAAUGUAGGAGCUGAGGACAACUGGUCCAAGCCUUUACCAGAUGAGCCCACCACAGCCUCAGAGUCCUUUACCCGGCCUAAGCUGAGAGACUGGAAGUCCAAUGCUAACAAGGGGGGCUUCUCUGGACCUCUUCCCCCAGCUCCAGCUGCCCCCCCAGGGGAGGAGAAACCAGCUCUGCCCCCUCGAAGGGAGUCCAUUCAUAAGAGCUUUGAGUUGGAAAUAGCAGAGAAACCCAGAUCUGACCAUUCUAAACCUUUGCCCCCUAAGCCACCAGCCCCAGGAGUCAUCAUGCCACUGGUCACACCUAAAGCAGCCCCCUUCAAACCAGAAAAAACCCCCGAGGCCAAGAAGGAAGACAAGAGCAAGGCCCUACACCUUCGCAACGAGAUGGGUCUAGAAUGUGGCCACAAGGUCUCUGCCAAAGAGGUGAAGAAGUUUAACCUGAAACCUGUUCCCAAACAACCGCCAAAACCCAAACCAGAGCCACCGGAGGAGAAACCAGAGACCGCCCCCCCUGCAGUGUUUCUGAAGGCCAAGCCAGUGGUCAAGCCUAAACCUGUUCCAGCUGCCAAACCAGAUCCUCCAGCAGAGAAUAAACUGGACAUCACAAACCUCCGAAGCAAGCUGAGGCCGUCAAAACCUGCAGAACCCAGCUCAGACGCGAACCAUCAGAAUGGUAGUCCAGCAGUGGCAAACAGCCCCCGCCCCAAAUCACCCCCCAGUUCACCCCCAAUUCACAUCCCCACUCUGAAUAACGGCAAGAGCACCGAAGAACCAAAGCUCCCCCCAAAACACGUCAAUGGUCACAGCCAGGAGAGCUCCUCCCCUCCUGCAAAACCAGCAGUCCCGCCUCACAAGGAAGUCCCUCAGAGACCACCUGCCAUGGCUCCAAGAAGACCCCCACCUCCAAAGAAGACCGACCCCUCUAGCCCGACUGAGGUCAAACCUCCACCUGUUCUGAAAGACGCCCAGGACCCUCCCAAGGCCGGACCGCCCCAGCUCAGCAGACCCCCUCCACCUAAACCCAAAGGGUUCACUCCUCCAAACAAAGAGAAGGACGAGUCCAAGGUCAAUAAAGUCCCGAUUCCGCCGAAGCCCCAAGUGAAGAGCGAGAAGCCGGGACCGCCCAAAGACAAGCUGCCCCCUUUACUCAGAGAGCCCAGUAAGGAGGAGCUGUACUUGGCUGUGGCGGACUUUGAGGGGGACGAACAAACGUCGGGGUUUAAGGUGGGUACGGUGUUCGAGGUGCUGGAGAAAAACAGCAGCGGCUGGUGGUUCUGUAAAAACCUAGGAGGAGAAAACGAGAGCUGGAUCCCCUCAAAUUACCUGAGCAAGAAACCGUAAGACAGAAAUGUGUUCAGUCAUGAAAUAAAGACGUCAACGGAACAUCUAAAAGAACAAAAAUGCUUUGUAUGAAGGGUUUUGUAAUAACUGAUAGUUAACAGGUAAUACAGCCUUUAUUAAUACUAUAAAUGUGCUUAUGAACAUCAUGAAAGCUUUAUGAGGUUUGGGAUAAAUGAGACCACAGUUCAGUUUAUCUUCUUACACAUUAUAGCUAUUGUGAAACCUCCACUAAGGUUUAUUGUUGCUGUUUAGGUUAAUACUUAAUUAUUCAUUUAGUAGCAGCUAUCUAUGCACUUACUAACAAUUAAUGUGUUUUAGGUUAAUGAAUGUCUUAUUCAUUUUGACAGUUUAGGUGUAGUAGCUGCAGGGGAAAAAAAAAAAAACAUAAGCAGUAAAUGCAAAUGCAGAUAAACUUAAUCAGCAGAAGGACAUUUAAAAUCUAUCAGCUCAAGAAAAGAAAGCAAAAUAAAAAUGAUACCAAGUAACCAAUUCACCUUUAAGCACCUAAGAUGCAAUUUGCAACAAGCAACAUUAUGGAAUGAAACACAUCUUUGAAAUCUUGAUAUUAAAGUUGAAUAUUAAAAAAAAAAAACCUCUGGGCGCUUAAAGAGUUAAAAAUUAAAACUAUGCAGUUAACUGAGAGUAAAUUAACAAUUAAUUAAGCAACAAAAAAAACUUGGUGAAAGUUAAAAAAAAAAAAAAAAGUAGAAAACAUUAAUUUAACUCAGAUGUUUAAAAACAGUUCCCACCAAUCCAAAGGGUUAAGUAAUGUUAUUAACUAUCUUAUAAAGGCCUUAUUACCUGUUAUCUGAUGCUUAUUUCCAAAGGCUUUUUACUACAAAGCUUUACAUUGUGUCUAAUUAGCAUUUUUUUUAUUUAUAGGUAUCUUUUGUAAUUAACACAUUUUGCUAUGUUUCAUUUUGAUGAGGAUAUUCUACCUAACUGAACCAGCAAUAACACAACAUACCUUGUGUGGUCUCGCAAUGUUUACUUUUUUUUUUUUUGUUUUGGUCUAAAUAUUUCAGUAGCGGAAGACGUUAUCUGCUUUUCGUGCUAUAUUAGUCGCGGCCCGUGUCGAUCCGUAGGUGAUUCGCUUUAGCAGCCGUACAUGUACGUACACACCCAUGCCUUCAAUAAUACGGUGCCUCGAUGUUAUAUGCAAAGUGCUUCAUAUACUGUAUGCAGCUGCAGACGUAGGCCCUGUUGGCAUCUCUUAAAAAUAAAUAAAAGAAUAAAACAUCCAAUGCCAAAGGAGAAUAUACUCAAUGUUCAUCGUAUUCAUACUCAGUCUUUCCCCAGCCGUGGAUAAAACUACACACAGACUGCACAUGAACCUACCAGGGGGGGUUCGGGAACUAAAUCUGGGGUAUCAAGUGCUAGAAGAAUUACAACAGGAGAUGCCUUUGCCAAGUAGAGAUGCUGUUAGUUGAAAUAGCAACACACGUCUUAGUUUUAGUGCCAUGGAUAUGUUUUCUAUUACUGCAGAGACUUGGAAGGUCAGGUUUGUGGUUUGCACAUUCUGAAGGAAGGGAAAGAAUCCCACGGCGCAUUUUAUUAGUCUUACGUUUUUACUUUAAUAGCCAUGUUUUUUAUACUCUAAAAACCAAUGUUAAGAUGAUACCCCAGACUUGAAAGAUGUAAAGAAAAUGUAUAAAAAAAAAAAAGAAAAAGAAAGAAAGAGCUUUAUCUUGAUCACAUACCCAAAAGAUUGGAAUUGUGAAAUGUGACUUGCCUUGCACAUCUGGGCCAGAUGUCCGACCAGGCAGAAGAAAUUCAACAUCUACCGGUGAUUUGUGCAAUGAUCAGCAGUAUUGUAAAUGUACAGUCUGUUCUUUACAAACCGAAGUUUGGUGCUCAAAUAGAAACAACAAAGUGUGACCAAUGUAUAAAAAAUAAUAAUAAUGUUUUACAUUAACGCUUGACUGGUCUCAAGUGAUAAAAUAUCAUCAAAGUAUUUUUAUUGUACAGUAAUUAGAGUCAUAUCUUUACUGUUUUCACUUCUCUUUUGUCUUUAACUGUGUGAUAAUGAUGAUGAUGAAGAAGGGAUUUUAGGAAGAUAAAGCCAGAGAAAAUGUGGGUCAGAAAUGUUGAAACUGCCAAAUGACUCAGAUUUGUUUGUUUUUUUUCCCCGCUGUUCACAAAAUGGAAACUAAAAUAUGUUAAAGUUCUAGUAGAAUCUGACAAGGCUGUGAGUUGGAACACUGACGGAUUGUAUUUUGUGUCGGUCCAUCUGUUCUGCUCCUAGUCGCCUUAAUAUCACACCACCUUCUGCCCUUGUUUUACACACCGCUGAGUGCAUUUGAAGUCUACAUAUGAAUAAGUGGGUCCAGUUGUAUUGUUCAGGUGUGUUUCACAGAUGGUUCAGUUCAAUUCAAGAUAAAUGGAUGAGACGGUUGAUGGUGUCAGUGUUUCAGUAUUGUAUUCUAUUUACUUUUUGCUAUGUAUUUUUUUUUUCCAUUACAUUGACUCUUCUUUUACUUAAGUCAAUAAAAGUUUUCUGAUUUUUCA
Sphaeramia orbicularis (orbiculate cardinalfish) is the source of this 5678-nucleotide messenger RNA. RefSeq names its product SH3 and PX domains 2B (gene sh3pxd2b). Gene Ontology annotation, biological process: superoxide anion generation. Gene Ontology annotation, cellular component: cytoplasm. Lineage: Eukaryota; Metazoa; Chordata; Actinopteri; Kurtiformes; Apogonidae. Gene Ontology annotation, molecular function: phosphatidylinositol binding; superoxide-generating NADPH oxidase activator activity; protein binding. The transcript is spliced from 15 exons. The record is from RefSeq and is a predicted model, not a curated record. Bases 375 to 3170 code for a protein of 931 amino acids.